Schistosoma haematobium is the source of this 2696-nucleotide messenger RNA. RefSeq lists its product as uncharacterized. NCBI's taxonomy places the organism in Eukaryota, Metazoa, Platyhelminthes, Trematoda, Strigeidida, Schistosomatidae. Bases 281 to 1261 code for a protein of 326 amino acids. The record is from RefSeq and is a predicted model, not a curated record. The transcript is spliced from 6 exons.
AUUUUAACUGAGAAUAAUCUGAGAAAAAGUAUUUAUAUACCACACUAAUUAUUCCUAACACUGUCCAACAACAAAAAAUAAAGGAUUUUUCAUGUUCCGGUAUUUGUUUUAAGAUUGUUUAAUUUGUUUUAGAAACUGAUUUCUACUUCAAGUGAUUUUUCUAUCGAAAUUUCUGACUGCAUUCUGAGUGUUAAUAACUGGCUUGUUGCUUAAUAUUCAGCUCAUCUUUACUAUUUAUAUUUUUACUUCACAAAAAUCCCAGAAUAAUGUGUCGUUAGAAAUGAAGGAAUCUGGUGGGUUUCAGUAUAUUGAUCGUGAUCGGUUACUUUUGGCUGUUCAAAUAGCAAAACGGGAUGCUAGAUGUUUAUCAUCUAGUAAAAUUGAAGACGAUGAAUACAUUCUUGAAACAGCUCAAAAUUUCAACAACAGUUCCCUUUUGUCUUCAGUUGACAAUCGUCCUGUCCGAAAACCAACUCAAGUUAUUAGAAGUACUGAUCAGAAGUAUAAAUCAAUUUUGAGUAAACCUAGAAUACUUCCCUCAAGAAAUGACUUCUAUCAGACUACACGCAAACUCGCAACUAAUGCGCAUUAUCAAACAUUUGACGACAAGGCACCAGCUUGUAGUGAUUCUCCUCCAAUACGGGAUACAGAUACCUGGACUCCGAAUCGUAAACGUGCUCUUCAUGAACCAACUGAAAAGCAGCUCAGAAAUUCACAGGAAUCUAGAAUACGUCAACUACAAGCCAAGUUAUCUCAAUAUUCAGAUGCAUUAGAAGAACUUCGGGCAAAGUGUUUGUCAAAUAAAGCUCAAUCUCAAGAAUUAGGAUCAACUUGUAAAGUACAGAAAAAGUCACUUUUAAAAAUCCCUGCAAAUCAUUCAAAAUCAGUAAUCUCAUCUAUUAUACGUCCGAAAUCAUCAGCUUUACGUUCUCACUUAGUUUGUAGACCGAAUACACGAAAUUCUAGUAAAAUAAUAAAAUCUCAUUCAUUUAGUGGUGUCAACUUAACUCAUGAUAAUUGUCCAAUGUCUCCAACGUCCAUUUCAACCAAUGCUAGAGAUCAUUAUGAUUCAAAAGUAUCUUCACUUUGGGAGCAAGCUAUUAAUUCACUGAACUUAGAUGGAUCUAGUGCUGUUACUUGUCAACCUGGAGAAUAUCUAAAGGUAAUAAAAACCCGCUUUUAUACAUUUAUCCUUCGAACUAUAUUUAUUCAUUUAAAGUUUGGGCUCCAUACUGUGUUUGGUAAGAAUGCUCGUUAUUAAAUUUAAGUUUAUUUGUUUUUGUUUGGAAAUGUUUAUUUUAACUGAAAAAAUAUAUAGAACAAGAUUCAUACGUUGACCAAUGGGGGUUUAUCAAUAAAUAGGAAUACGCGAUAUAGAAUAUGAGUUUGUUGUAAGCGGAUUAUUUAAAAUAUCUCUGAUUCCAAUCUGAAAUAAGGGGCUAAGCAGUGUCUUAAUCGGAUAUGCUAUUCCGACACAAUAAUUUUUUUGUCAUGGCACAUAGUUACCCAAUUUUUAACCCUGUUUUCUGUUUCUAUUUACUGAGCCAUUUUUUACCAAUCAGAACCAGAGUCCAGUGAAAUCCUUGUGUACACUUACUGAUGACCAACACAUUCAGAACUCAUCUAACCAGCUUACCAUCAACGCGAUAAAAUCAAAUCUUGAUGAUUGUCGCGUACUUUGUUCUGCUGCUCAAGAACUUUUAAAACAAAUUGAUGAAGCUGAAUUAGAAGAGAAUGCUAUUCGUCAGCGAUGGGCUAAUAAAUUAACUUAUAUUCAUGAUGACAGAAGAUUGCUGAAUAAUUUUCCUCUUAUCAAGAAAGAUGAUUCAGUAUGCAAAAAUUAUAAAUCAGAUGUGCUUUCAUUAUCACAAUUUCAACAAAAUGACAAGUCAAUUAUCCGUCAUGAUACUUCAGCGUUUCAAUUUUCAAAAAAUGAAGCUUACUCGAAGGUGAAAUCAGAUUGUAAUCACGUUGAUAAGAAAUCCAGUCCUCUUGCUCACUUUCAUCCACUUAUUCUUCCGGUUAAAUUACAUCGCCAGUUAUUGCAAUCGAAAAUCAGACGAGAUGUACACGCUAAAAACAUUUGGUUUUAUUUACUUCCUACAACAACUUUUAAGAACUUGCCAGAUAUUCCCGUUAUUCGUGUCUGUGAAGACCUUACCAAUGAUUUAAUUCAAGAAGCAGUUGAUGAACUAUAUCAGACUAUUGAUCGUGCAGCUUCUGAAUUAGUCGAUGAAUUAAUUAAAGCGGAACUUUUUCCGGAAGCACCUGAUAUAACCUUAUCAUUUGAUAAGUGUGAUGAUGAUCCACAUGGUUUGUCUACUCCUGCAUUGUUUCAUCAAUCAGAUUUAAUAGCCCAUGAGUUCGAUGCUCCGGUGGUGUAUAGAAACUGUAGUGAAAACCAAACGACCUCUAAUGUUACAUCGAUACUUGAAAUUGAACAUGAACCUAGUAUUUCUAAUGACGAAUCAGUAAAUAGAAUGUCAAAUCCUGAACAUACUUGUAGUAUUAGUGAAGAUAUCAGCGAAAAAUAUACUUCAGAAUUCGAAGAUGAUACUGUUUCUUAAUUAUAAAAUUUUAGGUACAUUGAAGUGGCUUUAAAAUAUGUUCCCCAAGGACUGUAUUUCUCAUUACUUGAAAUUAUAUACAAUUUCCUCUUUUAUGCUAAUAAAAAAUACAUUUCCUUUUUAUAUCCA